Arachis duranensis is the source of this 1153-nucleotide messenger RNA. RefSeq lists its product as uncharacterized. The record is from RefSeq and is a predicted model, not a curated record. The coding region runs from base 701 to 1018 and encodes 105 amino acids. The transcript has 3 exons. Lineage: Eukaryota; Viridiplantae; Streptophyta; Magnoliopsida; Fabales; Fabaceae.
GGUUAAAAUCUGUUGAAUUGUUGCUGGUUGCUGUAUUCUCCCUGUUGCUGUUGCUGGUUGCUGUGUUGGUAAUUUAGUAUAUAGUUUUUUAGUUGCUGGUUGCUGCUAAUUGCUAUUGUAUUUUACUGUGGUUUUUUUAGAGCUGUUGUUGUUUAUUGUUGAUUUGUUUAGAGUUGCUGUUAGUUGAAUCAGGGAACUUUGGUGAAAUGGUAGUGGUUGUUGUGUUUCUUAAAAACUGAUUUAAGCAAAUCCUUUGUUGAUGAAAAUAUUUUUGGUUUCUUUGCUAGAAUUUUAAAUAUGGCUUCAUCUCAAACACCAUCAGAAAUGCCACCAUCUCAUGAACAAGCAUCAUCAGCAACUCCUACCCCUGAUCUUACCACUAAAAGAGUUUAUAAUAAUAGAGGAAAGACUGAUCCAGCUUGGAGUCAUUGUAAACAAAUUGUGGAAAAAACAGGGAAAAUUACUAUGAUGUGCAUAUAUUGUGACAAACCUGUUAGGGGAGGUGGGAUUAAUCGAUUUAAGUAUCACUUGGCUGGAAAAGAAGGAGAUGUUGAGAAGUGCAAAAAGGUUCCACCUGCUGUUGCUCAUCAAUUUGGGCAAAAUAUUGAAGAAUUUAUGAAUAAGAAAAGGAAAACUCAAGAAAAUUAUGCAGAAAGUUAUGGAGCAUGUGAUGAUAUUGAGGCUAUAACAAAGGAAUCAAAUGAGAAAGCAAAGUUAUGAUCCAAUUUGUUUUGAUACAUUUGAUGACCAUUCGGAUUGGAUAUUGGAAGAUUCAUCGCCGUUUUUAACUGCUGAAGAGGUUGAUGCUCUACAAAAUGAUUUGACAAAUAUGUCCAUUCAACCAACUUUGGAUGAUCUUGAUCAAUUAAAUUUGGAAGAUGACCAAGAUAAUGAUGGACCAAGUAACAAUGCUAUGGAAGAUAUGGAUACAAAUCAAAAUGAGGGAAAUGUUGAUCAAGCUCCUAAUUUGCCCUAUGAAGAUGUUGAUGCCGACUUUGAGCUCACCCCUUGGACUUGAUUUAAUGAUUGUGUUAUCUUUAACUUGCUCUAGUUGAUUUAAAUUGAGAAUAUAUUUUGUACUAAAAACUAGUUUAUUAACUCUUCUUUUAGAUUAUUAGUUAUGUUUAAGACUUGAUAUUUGAUUAUUAAGGUU